Molecule: messenger RNA, 1296 nt
Organism: Metarhizium brunneum ARSEF 3297
Lineage: Eukaryota; Fungi; Ascomycota; Sordariomycetes; Hypocreales; Clavicipitaceae
Gene: LMAN1
Product: Protein ERGIC-53
Biological process (GO): endoplasmic reticulum to Golgi vesicle-mediated transport
Cellular component (GO): COPII-coated ER to Golgi transport vesicle; endoplasmic reticulum membrane; endoplasmic reticulum-Golgi intermediate compartment
Molecular function (GO): D-mannose binding
Source: RefSeq, a predicted model, not a curated record
AUGCUAUUCCCCCGUCAUCUUGUAGCCCUCGCUACUCUGGUCGCUGCUGGCCCCUCGCAGGCACAGGUCUUGAUCAGCGAGCUUAGCUUUGGUCAUUCCGGACGUCUGGGUGCCGACGACGGAAAGAUCCCACAUUUCACAAUCACGGGUCAGCCUCAGCAGCCGCAGCUCCUUUCCAACAAAAUUAUCCUCACGCCGAUGGAUCCGGGCAACCAGCGAUCGUCGAUUUGGUCAGAUUCACCUCUCACGCGCUCAACUUGGGUGGCUGACGUAGACUUCCGUGCAAGCGGACCGGACCGAGCAGGUGGUAACCUGAACAUUUGGUUUGCAAGGCGAGGCAAGGAGGAAGUUGGUACUAAUAGCGUCUAUACGGCGGGUAAAUUCGACGGUCUGGCACUGGUUAUUGACACACAUGGUGGUUCCGGUGGCAUGAUCCGUGGUUUCUUGAACGACGGUACCGUCGACUACGUGUCACAGCCCAAUGUGGACAGGCUUGCAUUCGGACAGUGCAACUAUUUCUACCGAAAUCUUGGCCGACCAUCACAAAUCAAGCUCCGGCAGACGGCUUCUAGUUUCAAAGUCGAAAUUGAUGGCCGCACCUGCUUCGAGACGGACAAGGUUUCACUGCCUCCUGGGUACUACUUUGGUAUCACUGCAGCUACGCCCGAAACACCUGACUCUUUCGAAAUCUUCAAGCUCGUUGUCAUGUCUGAUUCGACUGUGUCUGGGGACAACAAUCAAUUCCAGUACAAUUCUCGACAGCAUCAACCUGACAACAACCAAGGACAGAAAGCACAGGAGAACAAGAACGAUGACUUUGGCAACGCAAUCCCCGACCAAUCUGCUGACAUCUUCCAGACGUCCAAGGAGCAGUUCGCAGACCUUCAUAACCGUCUCCAAGCUGCUACUCACCAGAUAAGCGGAGUGUAUAACGCCGUUUCUAAACACCACCAAAUGGACGAGGUCCGGCACGAGGAAAUGAAGAAGGCAUUUGACUCUCUUCGUCACGAGCUCGCAGCUCUUCGACAAAUCGGUGAUCUGCAAUCCAAGAUCAGGGAAUUAGAGUCCGAAAUCCACAGCAUGCACCACGAUAUGAGGCAGAAGCUGGAGGCUCACGGCGAAUCCUUUGAAACCAACCUGCGCAACCACCACCGAUCUCUCUCUGCGGCUUUAAGUGACAGCAUUCCCGGCCAUGGUAAAUUGAUGGUGUUCUUUGUGGGUACGCAAAUUGUUCUUGUGGCUGGGUAUGUGGUGUAUAAACGCCGUAGAGCGAGUAGCCCCAAGAAGUAUUUGUAA